GCCUGAGAGUCGAGUGACGCGGAUCGGAUCGAAAGAACCAGAAACUUCGUUCUAUUCUUCAGUCUUGACCUAGGGGAGAUUUUCCAGCUGGUCAAAAGAAAUUUACAGAAAAGAUGGCUGGCUCUGGGAGUAUCAGCAAAGGGAUGCAAGAUCGUCUGAAUCGGAGAGUGGUGCCUGAACCCCUCACAGAGUUUGAUAAUUCUGAUGCAGUGCCUGCUUCCAAUGCUGAAGCAAUGAUGCAGAUCCAGCCAGCUGGCUUGCAUAAAGAUGUCAUUCUUGUCUCUCUCCUGAAAGGAUGGUGCAAGGCAAAUGGGAAGAGCGACAAUAAGAGUCAGAGACUCUACAAGAAGAUGUUUCGCAAACUACAGGAUAAUAAGGUUAUAUCACCCGCUCAUGUUGAUGCCCUCAAGCAGUGUAAUUAUGACAUCCUUUUGAAGACGCUUGUCUCUUGGUCUCUCUCUUCAUCCAGUGAUGAUUCUCCUGGGGGCGGAGCUUUGUUACCCUUUGCACAUCGUUUACCGCUACCAGACCACGAUCAGUCGGCUUUCUUCCGUCAGCGCUAUGAAACAGAUUUCAUUCAAAUGGAGUCUAUUGGUGAAGGAGGAUUUGGCAAAGUGUACAAGGUUCAGCAUAAGUUGGAUAAAGAACAUUAUGCUAUCAAAAAGAUUAAAGUGACCAAGAAGAAAUCAUGCUCCCUUGAGUCUAUACAGAGGGAAAUACAAAUGCUGGCCUGUCUGAGCCAUCCUAACGUUGUUCGAUAUCACCAAUCUUGGUUUGGAGAGGAAAUACUAGCCGUUACUAAACAUGCAAACAAACAUCGACCGAUGCUGGAAUUCAGGUCAUUCAAUGACUUGGAAUCCAGUGAUGAUGAAAAGGGAGAUGAGGAGGAGGAAGAAGAGGAGGAGGACGAAGAAGAAGAAGAAAGGGAUAGAGAGGAGAUGUUGAUCAUAAAUAAAGAUGAAGAUGAUUCUUUUACUGAUAAAUCAAAGUUCAUGUAUUCUUGCCAGGAGAAGAAAAGCAUCAGCAAACGUGGGUCAACAUCUCCGAUCAUAACAGAAUAUGUAGAAUCAAGCACACAGCAUCAUUCUAAGCAUUCCAGUACAGUGGUGUUUAAUAAUCAACCAGAUAUUGAUAUGUUUGAUCCAGAGUUCAAAGUUUCAUAUGAAGAAGAGAGAUUUGACAGUGGUGAGUUAGUCAAUGAAUUCUUUUUACAAACGAGCGAGAAUGUAGAGAACAUCAGGCCCUUGGCCAAAGAAUUUGAUCAAACAUCAUACACUGAGGGAGUAACUAAUACUCCGGAAUCAUCAGGAACAUCCAGCAGCACAGUCAUUUUUCAAAAUGUGGAGUCAGAUGGAACAGACUGUGAUGAUUUCAAAUUACCAUCCCAGAAAGAACAAAAUUCUCCCAGACACAAAGUCUUGCGGCAGUCGCGCAAGUUCGAAAGGCAUGUUGAAACAACGGUGCAGUCUGACGACUAUGAAGAAAUCAGAACUACUGCCACGACUUCCAAAAAUAUUGUGAAAAGUACAAUCAUUCCGGUUACGUCAGCCACUGCUGCAUUGUUGAGUACCAUAACAUCGUCGCUUAGUUCUUCAACCCAGAUUCACCAAAGGAUCCAUGGUGCAUCGUCCCGUACAUAUGGAGCAGUACAAAAUGGUGCAUUCCGUCGGUCAAUAAGUUGGGAUGGUCAAGAGUCCAGUCCUGAAGUAGAUGGUGGAUGUUGGUCCAGGCCGAGGCAGUUGUACAAGAGACGUUAUUAUCUCUACAUCCAAAUGGAGCUGUGUAAAAGUACACUUAGAGCGUGGUUGAGUGAGCGCAAUGAUAGAGUAGCAACUAAGAAUCAAUUUGAUGUUGUGAAUGAGAGAGAUAAUCAAAAUAUCUACAAGCAGAUACUUGAAGGAAUAGAUUACAUCCACACACAAAAUAUACUACACAGAGAUGUGACUCCUAAGAAUAUAUUCUUGAGCCACAACGCUGAUGACCAUCCUCUAGUCAAGAUAGGAGAUUUUGGAUUAGCCCGGGUAGACGUCAUCACUGAGCUGAAGACUCCAAUGAGAUUUCAGAGGAACCAAGAAUUUGAUGAGUGUUGCAUUGACCCCGGUGUCUCCCAAACUUAUACAUCUGGGGUUGGAACACAAACCUAUGCAGCACCAGAACAGCUGGAUGGGACUACAUAUGACAAAAAGUCUGAUAUGUAUAGCAUGGGACUGAUCCUCUAUGAGUUAUACCACCCGUUUGUUACUGGCAUGGAAAGACACAAGUGCUUGGAAAGACUACGAAAAGGAAUCAUCUCAGAAGAAGUUCAGAAAAGAUGGCCUGUGCAGUACUCUGCGAUCCAGUGUCUAACAAAAGAUAAUAGCAAGGAAAGACCCAGUGCUGCAGAUCUUUUGUCUGGUGAUAUGUUCCCUUCAAAAGAUAAGAUAAUAGAAAGCCAAGCAGAUGAGAUUGAGAGAUUAACGAAACUGCUUGCUGAAAAAGAUGCCGAGAUAAGCCAAAUGAAAGAAAAGUAUUCAUGAUGCCUGCCUGAGAUACAAGAGAAUCCAUGUCAUCGGACAGCGUUUGAUGGCAGUACAAGGUACAUAGGAUAGUACUGCUGAUAAAAAACCUUGAUGUCAUUCAUAAUCAAAUAUCAAUUGGUAAAUUUCGUUCUUGAGAAAAGGACUUUGUAUGUAAUAAAUCCUGUUUUGUUCCUGUUGAACAGGGAUGGCUGGAUUCACCUCAUGGUCGUGGGAUUCCCCCUUACCUCUACCCUCAAGUAAAAUCUUGAUAUUGAUUAUAACCAAAUAUCAAUUACUGUUAUUUUUCUCAGGAGAUGGUUACUUUUCUUUUGCCAUUAGUAAUAGUUAUCCACACUGUGCUGCACUCGAACCAGAUUAGGUAAAUGGGUACCAGCAGGAAGUAAUUCCUCAAAAAGCUGUGUG
Lytechinus variegatus (green sea urchin) is the source of this 2921-nucleotide messenger RNA. It is a transcript of the gene eif2ak1, whose product is annotated as eukaryotic translation initiation factor 2-alpha kinase 1-like. Lineage: Eukaryota; Metazoa; Echinodermata; Echinoidea; Temnopleuroida; Toxopneustidae. The transcript has 14 exons. Gene Ontology annotation, biological process: protein phosphorylation. Bases 114 to 2516 code for a protein of 800 amino acids. The record is from RefSeq and is a predicted model, not a curated record. Gene Ontology annotation, molecular function: ATP binding; protein kinase activity.